AUGACAAAUGUUUCACCAAGGGAUUCCGAAAGAUUUCACCUCAAACUAAUCCUUGGACAUGCGACAAAUGCAAGGAGUUUUAUAGAUUUACGCACUGUAAACGGGAAGGAAUGGAAUACAUUUAGAGAGGCUGCAGUGGAUAUGGGUUUAACUGCGACAAAUGACGAAGCUUUCAAAAUAUUCGACGAAGCUGUUUCAAUACUUAUGCCGAAACGGUUACGUCAUUUUUUUGUGUGGUAUUUAAUCGGUGAAAUGCCAUCGAACGCGAUAGAUUUAUGGAAUACUUACAAGAAAGCACUAUCUGAAGACUUCGUGGAUCAGCAUGAAAAUAGAGCACUAUGUGCAAUUGAGCAUCUUCUCAGAGCUGAGGCAAGAUCAUGUGCAGAUUCUUACUUACCAAUACCGGAGAUAAUUUUCGAAAAUGAAGCGGACGAAAUAACAGUGGAAAAUAUAGAAACCUUUGCAAAGAAAGGCAAUGAACUGGUGAAGCAAUUAAACAACGAUCAGAAAAUGAUUUAUACACAAAUUUUUGAUAAUAUUAUGGAUAACAAAAGUACUGAUAGAAAGCAAGAAAAAUGCUUUUACAUCGAUGGAUCAGGAGGAACAGGAAAAACAUUUUUAUACAACGCAUUGUACUACAUGUUGAAAUCUGAAAAAAAAAAUGUUGCAUGUGUUGCUUGGACAGGUAUAGCAGCCAUCUUACUACCAUAUGGCACAACCGCGCACAAAACAUUUGGAUUACCAUUGACACUGCAAAAGGAAGGAACAAUUUUCACAAAUGCAACGAUGAAGAAAAAAAUACAAAGUAUAGAUGUAUUUAUAUGGGAUGAAUGUUCGAUGAUACCGAAAAUUGCUUUAGAAUUGAUCGACAGAACGUUAAAAGAUAUAAUGGAAGACGCAUCACCGUUUGGUGGGAAGACUAUAAUACUAGGUGGAGACUUCAGACAAGUUUUACCCAUUGUGAAACGAGGAGGUAAACAACCAAUAAUAGAGGAAACAAUUAAAUACUCUACACUUUGGAGUAUAUUUGAAAAAUUAAGCUUGAAAAAAAAUAUGCGAGCAAAGGAGGAUGCCGCAAAGUUUUCAGAGUGGUUACUUAAUAUAGGUAAUGGAGAAGUGGAGUUGUUUGUACCAGAGAAAGAAAUACAAAGCAACAAUUUAGUAGACGAUUUAUAUCCAAGAAAUUUGCCACUUGAUGAAUUAACAAACAGAGCCAUCUUAGCUCCAUUGAAUGUCGAAGUUAAUCAGUUAAAUACAGAGAUACUACGCAGAAUGGAUGGCAAUAUAUUCGAAUCAAAAAGCAUAGAUUACGCAACAUUACAAGGAAUUGAUACUGCAGAUGCAGCACUUGACGAAGAAGCUACUCUGCGAUAUCCGAUAGAGUAUUUGAAUGGAUUAACGCCAUCAGGUUUACCACCACACAAUCUACAGCUGAAAGUCGGAGCAAUUGUGAUGUCAUUGCGAAAUUUAUCAAUAUCAGAUGGUUUAUGCAAUGGAACACGGUUAGUUGUAAGAGAAAUUCACUCUAGAAUUUAG
Messenger RNA from Neodiprion virginianus, 1536 nucleotides. Its product is annotated as ATP-dependent DNA helicase pif1-like. The transcript has a single exon. Gene Ontology annotation, molecular function: DNA helicase activity. The record is from RefSeq and is a predicted model, not a curated record. NCBI's taxonomy places the organism in Eukaryota, Metazoa, Arthropoda, Insecta, Hymenoptera, Diprionidae. The coding region runs from base 1 to 1536 and encodes 511 amino acids. Gene Ontology annotation, biological process: DNA repair; telomere maintenance.